UUAUGAAGCUAACACUAGCAGCUAACAGGCUAACAGGCUAACUGUAGGACACUGACAGCGGUCAAACGUACAAGGCAAACUAGUUCGAUUCCCAGCGGUGGAGCACUGUCACUGGGUAUCAAAAUAUGCACUCAGGUGAAAAUGUGUCAGACGUCGGAGACAAAUGUAUGAAAAUGAUGAAGUUGUCUUACAGUCGCCUCUUGUCCCCGGUCUCCUGCUCCGGUCCCGAGCCUCAGGUGUCACCAGCGAACUCCUUCAGGAACUGAGUGAUGAUUUGUAUCAGAAGAUAGCAGCAGAGAUGAACCUUUCAGAAACAGCAUUCAUCACCAGGAUCAACCCCUCUGACAAUUUUACUACAGGAUCAAGGUUCCACCUUCGAUGGUUUACACCAACCAAUGAAGUGAAUCUGUGUGGUCAUGCCACUCUGGCCUCUGCAGCAGUGCUGUUCCAGUAUAAUAAGAAUGUGAAUCCCAUACUGGUGUUUGAGACCAGGAGUGGAGAUCUGGCUGUCACCCAGAAGGGGGAAGGGUACAUCAUGGACUUCCCUCUCAACGCACCCACCCCAGAGGAUCCCAAUGAGUUCAGAGACAUCAUCAAGGUUGCAGUUGGAAACCACGCAGUCCAGGAAGUCUAUCUAAGCUCUAAUACUAAGAAACUGCUGAUUCGGCUGGCUGACAGCUGUGACAGGUCAGUGCUAACCAGUCUGAAAAUUGACCCUGUUGCUCUUCAGAGCAGUGACAAGAGUGGAAAAGUAGGAGGAGUAAUCGUCACCAUGAAAGGAUCCCCGGAUUGCCAGCCGGGAUACGACUUCUACUCCAGAUUCUUUGCUCCGUGGAACGGCAUUCCUGAGGAUCCCGUCACUGGUUCUGCCCACACUGUGCUAGGAAGCUACUGGUCCAAGAAACUAGGAAAAAAGAAAAUGCUGGCUUACCAGUGCUCCAGACGAGGUGGAGAGCUGGAACUAGAAGUGAGAGACGACGGAAGAAUCAAUAUAGCUGGACAGACUGUCACUGUACUGCAGGGAACAAUGAAACUGUAGCAACAGACACAUGCAAGCAAAGAGGGUUGGGAAUGAUGGGUCAUUAUGUACCUGCACACAGAAGCAGACGCAGGUUUCGUACCAUUUCGUAAAAAAAUUUGAUGGUUUAAAUAAAAAGCAGAACAAACUAC
This is a messenger RNA of Dicentrarchus labrax (European seabass), 1170 nucleotides long. RefSeq names its product phenazine biosynthesis-like domain-containing protein 1. Gene Ontology annotation, cellular component: cytoplasm. The record is from RefSeq and is a predicted model, not a curated record. Gene Ontology annotation, molecular function: isomerase activity. Gene Ontology annotation, biological process: biosynthetic process. Lineage: Eukaryota; Metazoa; Chordata; Actinopteri; Moronidae. The transcript is spliced from 10 exons. Bases 164 to 1039 code for a protein of 291 amino acids.